This is a messenger RNA of Galdieria sulphuraria, 681 nucleotides long. RefSeq names its product vesicle transport V-snare protein. The transcript is spliced from 4 exons. Bases 128 to 643 code for a protein of 171 amino acids. The record is from RefSeq and is a predicted model, not a curated record. NCBI's taxonomy places the organism in Eukaryota, Rhodophyta, Bangiophyceae, Galdieriales, Galdieriaceae. Gene Ontology annotation, biological process: vesicle-mediated transport. Gene Ontology annotation, cellular component: membrane.
UUGAAGUAAUUGUGAGAUCCCAUCCUCAUCAUUCAUUAUCAUAAUGAUGUUAAUUAAAACCAAACAACAUAAGCAGUCAAUUCAAUAAGCUGUGGCCAGUUUGUCUCCAGUUGCAUAGGAGUUUAGUAUGACGGAAGCAACCACUAGCAGUCGAAUAUUUCAACACUAUCAAAAGGAAGUUGAGAGCUUGAUUUCAGAGUUAAGAGCUCAAGUUGACCAAGCAUACUCUUCUCUAGUGUCUUUGGACGAACGUAAAACCUCGCUGAAAAAUGCAGAGCGUUUGUUGGAUGAAGUCUCACAGGGCUUACAUUCACUGGAGUUGGAAGCUUAUUCCGAGACAGUAGAACCGCAAAGACGAAACGACGUCCAGCGAGUCUCUAGUUUAAAGAAACAGCUGGAGAGUUUACGAAAAGAUUGGAAAGAUGCCAAGAUUAUUUUAUCAGAGGAACGAGACAAGUUGGAACGCAACGAUUUACUAAAAGAAGUUGAACAAGACUUGGAGUCUGGUUCGUUAGAGCAACGUCAAAAGUUUGUUUCGGUUUCUGGAAAACUGGAAAAAGGAAAAGAAGUACUUCAUGAUAGUCGCAAAACUUUGGAAGAAACGGAACAAGUGACCCGAGGAAUUUUAGAAGAUUUAAGAUAGAUGCAGCACUUCUUCGUAGUCGGGGACUUUUGUCUUCC